UAAAACCCACACACCAAAAAAUGAAGAGCUAGAUAUCAUCUGGAAGCUCUCAAAAUAAUGCAAGGAGCUGCAACACCAAACGAAGAAAUGAAAUCCACACUAGCUCGCCCACAAAGCACUGAAAAGUGCCCUCGCUGUGAGUCUCUCAACACCAAAUUUUGUUAUUACAAUAACUACAGCCUUUCCCAACCUCGUUACUUUUGUAAGUCUUGUCGGAGGUACUGGACUAAAGGUGGCACUCUACGUAACGUCCCCAUCGGCGGCGGCUGUAGAAAGGCCAAGCGCCAAAAACCAGUGCCCUCUUUUUCUUCUUCUUCCGCCGCCGCCAUUCAGUCUUCACCGGAGACCCAAAACGCGCCGCCGUCUUUGGAGGUGGAAACUGUCGGAGUUUUCGAGAAUUCUUGUUAUUUGGGUGGUGGGUAUUUUCCGUCGUCGGAAGCGAUUCAUCAAACGGCUAUGGAUCCACGGGUUUACUCGUUUGGAUUACCGGAGCAAAGUUGGGUUCAUCGGAGUUUUAGUGGUGAUGAUCAUAACAAAGAAUCAAACACUCGUCCUCCUUGAAUGCUGUUAGAAAUCACGACUCUCCACAAUGGUAUGAUAUUGUUCGAUUUAAGUAAUAGCCCUCAUGGCUUUGCUUUCAACUUCUCCAAAAUGAUUCAGAUUAAUGUAGAUGUAUUUCUUACUUAUAAACCCAUGAUUAUUCCCUAAAUUCAUGAGUCUCCCUGAGGCCUUUGGAGUCCUCGAACAGCCUCCCCUUAAUUUGAGCUCGACUCCUUAUCUAGGGCCCUUGAACAAGGUACACCCUUUCUUCGAUACUUGAGUCACUUUUAACUACACCGAGGCUCACAACUUCUUUAAUCGACAUAGCUAAGUUAAGGGCAUGACUCUGAUACCAUGUUAUGAAUACAUCUUCAUUGGUAUGAAGUCUUUUGGGGAAGCACAAGGCAAAACCACGAAAGUUUAUGUUCAAAGUGGACAAUAUCACAUCAUUGUAGAGAUUCAUGAUUCUUAA
Cucurbita moschata (crookneck pumpkin) is the source of this 1012-nucleotide messenger RNA. RefSeq names its product dof zinc finger protein DOF2.1-like. NCBI's taxonomy places the organism in Eukaryota, Viridiplantae, Streptophyta, Magnoliopsida, Cucurbitales, Cucurbitaceae. The transcript has a single exon. Gene Ontology annotation, biological process: regulation of DNA-templated transcription. The coding region runs from base 58 to 561 and encodes 167 amino acids. Gene Ontology annotation, molecular function: DNA-binding transcription factor activity; DNA binding. The record is from RefSeq and is a predicted model, not a curated record.